GAAACGCUCAAGUGGGGGAUGGCAAGUCAAACCUCUCACACUUUUGUCCUUCCCGAAGGUCGAAUAAAAGAACUUUCCCAGCAACCAAACACCCCCACAUGUACCUGAAAAAUCUGCUAUGUUCAAAGCACAGAGCUUUUCUUUGAUCUCUUCAAUUUUUUCCACUAUUCAAUUGCUGAGUUAUUUCGUGCUCUUGACAGCUAGGUGUUUGUGAAAAAGCCUAGCCGAGAGAGAGAGAGAGAGAGCGUUCACACUGAUUGGUGAGACCAUCAUCUUUGAUUCACGGUCUUCUGCUUUUGCUUGCGCUUUGCAACUUGUUUGCAAACUUGGGUUUCUAUUUUUUCCUCCUCUUCUGGCAGUUGGGUCUCGAAAGACGUGUUCUUGGGACGUUUUCUGGUGAUGGGUUCUUGCUUAAGUUCUAGAAUUAAAGCUGACAGCCCCCAUCAUAAUGGAUUACAUUCAAAUAGCAAGGUGUCGUCUGUCUCAGUGACUUCAACUCCUCGGACAGAGGACGAGAUCUUGCAAUCCUGCAAUUUGAAGAGCUUCGCCUUCAAUGAACUGAAAACUGCCACCAGGAACUUCCGUCCUGAUAGUAUGGUGGGUGAAGGUGGUUUCGGCUCUGUUUAUAAGGGGUGGGUUGAUGAGAAUUCAUUAACAGCUGCCAAGCCCGGUACUGGCAUGGUUAUUGCUGUGAAAAGGCUUAACCAAGAAGGUCUCCAGGGUCACAAAGAAUGGUUGACGGAAAUCAACUACCUUGGGCAGCUGCAUCACGAAAAUCUUGUAAGGUUGAUUGGUUACUGCUUAGAGGAUGACCACCGUCUUUUGGUGUAUGAAUUUAUGCCUCGCGGAAGCUUGGAUAACCAUCUGUUUAGAAGGGCGUCUUACUUUCAACCACUUUCCUGGAACCUUCGUAUGAAGAUUGCUUUCGGUGCUGCUAAGGGCCUAGCAUUUCUUCACAGUGACGAGGCAAAAGUGAUCUAUCGGGACUUCAAAACUGCUAAUAUCCUGCUGGAUUCGACCUACAAUGCCAAACUUUCUGAUUUUGGUCUAGCCAAGGAUGGCCCAGCCGGUGAUAAAAGCCAUGUCUCAACAAGAGUCAUGGGGACAUAUGGUUACGCAGCGCCUGAGUAUAUGUCCACAGGUCAUUUAACUGCGAGAAGUGACGUGUAUAGCUUUGGGGUUGUUAUGCUCGAACUAUUGUCUGGCAGACGAGCUGUGGACAAGAACCGGCCAUCGGGAGAGCACAAUUUAGUUGAGUGGGCCAAACCUUACCUUGCAAGCAAACGCAAAGUUACUCAAAUUUUUGACGGUCGUAUUGAAGGCCAGUACUCUUUGGAUGAAGCUCUCAGAGCUGUGAACCUUGCAAUUCGAUGCUUAGCUGUAGAACCCAGAGUUAGGCCAACCAUGGAUGACGUGGUAAAAGCGUUGGAGCAACUUCAGGAGCCCAGUGACUCGGAGGGCUCAGGUAUCUCCCAAAAUGAACAUCGCCCAAACCCUCAUGCACAUUCAAACCACGCCCCCAAACAUCGCAGACACAGCAUCAACGGAGUCAACAAUGCAGCAACUCCUCAUCGUCCCAGGGCAUCCGCUUCCCCCAUCCCAGCAUGAGACAUUCAUAAUCCAUGCAUGCUUUAUCAUUAGUUUGAUUGGUUCAAGGGAAAACUGGGAUUCAGUCUGAAAGGAAAGGGAGGGAAAAGAAAUAGGAAGAAGAAAGCGGAAGGAAGCAGAUAGUGUGUAUAUUGAAUACUGUAUCUUGUAACGAGUAUGUAACUGCAGACAGUCGAAUAAUGUACAAUUUUGUUUUGUGAA
Messenger RNA from Pyrus x bretschneideri (Chinese white pear), 1809 nucleotides. Its product is annotated as receptor-like cytoplasmic kinase 176. Gene Ontology annotation, biological process: protein phosphorylation. Gene Ontology annotation, molecular function: protein kinase activity; ATP binding. Bases 400 to 1608 code for a protein of 402 amino acids. The record is from RefSeq and is a predicted model, not a curated record. The transcript has 6 exons. Lineage: Eukaryota; Viridiplantae; Streptophyta; Magnoliopsida; Rosales; Rosaceae.